AUGGAUGUAAGCGAUGAAGGAGCGUCCGGUAGCUACGACGAUGGUGCGACCACGCGACGCGGCCGGUUCCGUGUGUCGGCACCAUCGCCCGGCCCACCGGAAACCACCGUUGGCCGUUUCCGGCUCAUCCCACAAACAGGAAACUAUGGUCCGACUUCACCGUUUCUUCAGCGUGGGCGAUUCUCCGUCAUUCCGGAGGAGCCGCAGAAUUCGCCCGGAGCAACGGCGAGCAUGCCGCCCAUAAUCACGACAACCGCCGCCGAUCGGCAAGCAUCACCCGAUUGGGACUUUGACGACGACAAAUCAGCCUACGUACCGUUACAUGGCAGAAAUGUAGUAGCAAAGAACAGACGGUCUGUUGCAUGCCCAGGAAGUGCAUUCCGUGUAGCAAACACUGUUUUUACAUUACCAAAACGACAAACUGCAGAAAAAAACCGGUGGAUAUACUAA
Anopheles coustani is the source of this 450-nucleotide messenger RNA. RefSeq lists its product as uncharacterized. The transcript has 4 exons. Lineage: Eukaryota; Metazoa; Arthropoda; Insecta; Diptera; Culicidae. Bases 1 to 450 code for a protein of 149 amino acids. The record is from RefSeq and is a predicted model, not a curated record.